AUGUGGCGGGAGGCGACGGCCGACCUGCAGCUCCCGCCGUCGCUGCUGCAGCAGCCCCUCGUGCGCGGCGUCGUCGGCGCCGCCUACCACCACUACGGCGCAUCGUCAUCGUCGUCGUCGUCAUCCGGGGGCCCGUCCGCCACGUCGCCGUCCCGCUCGCCCAUCGACCACGCGUACCUGCCCUCCCCGUACGACGUCCAGCACGCGCGGCUCGUCCUCGUGCGCGGCCUCGGCCUGCCCGUCGAGCUCGUCGACCUCGUCAUCGACGCCGCGCAGUACUGGCCCGCCGUCGUGGGCACCACCGAGGCCGUCGGCGCCGUGUCGUUGCGGUCGGGGACGGGUGGCGGUAGCAGCAGUGGUGGUGGGGCCUCCGGCGGUGGUGGUGCCGGCGCCGGCGCGGGGGAGAGGCGCGGGAGCAGGGGCCCGGUGGGGAUCAAUUUCGGGGGCAGCGGGGUGGUGAGGGCGAGCGACACGAGGAGGAACAAGGCGGCGCAGCUGGUGGUGGUGACGGGGGCAGUGCCGGGGGAUGGGGAGGUCCUGCCCGGGGGCGGGAGGGGGAAGGGGUGGGAGGGGCUGAGGAAGCUAACGCCCCUCACCCCACCAACACUAGGCAGCUACCACGGCUCCUCCUCCUGGUUCGACGCCUGCAUCCUCCGGCCCCUGCCCGCCUCGACCCCGCGCCCGCCGCUCGCCGCCGACGUGGCGUCGCGCAUCGAGCAGCUCCACCAGCGCUUCGGCCCGCCCGCCUCGGAGCCCUUCCCCACCUUCCUCGUCGGCAACCUCCUCUCCCACGACCCCGAGGACGCCCGCGACUUCCUCCGCUCGCUCGGCUGGGACUUCGUCGAGCGCGUCGAGCGCGUCGAGGUCGACGGCGAGGUCGGCGAGCGCCGCGGCGUGCUGUGGAAGGUGCAGACCAACGUCGUCGCCUCGACGGAUUAUCACGUGCAUGAGGGCGAGUGGCGGAGGAGCAACGAGCAUUAUUGGGAGGCGCGGGGGGAGGAGGGGGGUGAGGGGGAGGCGGAGGCGGAGGGCGCGGCUGUGGAGACGGGUUGUGGGGACGGGCUCGGUUUUGUGGAUGAGAUGAAGGUCGGGGAUAGGGUGGGCAUUUGGGCCAGAGCGAUGUUUCCCGGUUGGGUGAAUGAUGUCGACGAGGUCAGUGUCGAAAUCAGGUAUUCUGUCUAA
Molecule: messenger RNA, 1182 nt
Organism: Diplodia corticola
Lineage: Eukaryota; Fungi; Ascomycota; Dothideomycetes; Botryosphaeriales; Botryosphaeriaceae
Exons: 3
Coding region: 1-1182 (393 amino acids)
Source: RefSeq, a predicted model, not a curated record